AUGGAAGAGCAGAAGCAAUACAAAAACUAGGCAACAUAUUAAAAUUCUUACAGAGGAGGCUAUCAAAAUAGCAAUGGAAGUAACUAUUCAAAAAGAUCAAACUACGAUAAUGAAAAUGGAGAAACCUCUCGAGGAGGAUACUCAAGUAAUAGAGGAAGAGGAAGAGGCUAUUACAACAAUUAUAACAAUAGUUAUGAUAAGAGUGAAAAUUAUCAAGAUAAUUAUCACAGAGAUGGAGGUGCUAAUAAUAAUUAUAGAGGUAGAGGUCGCGGUGGCUAUUAAAACAGGGAUUAGCAUCAUUAAGAUCAGAAAUCGUAGAAAUCUGAAGUAGCAGUAGUAGAGACACCAAAGUAGCAAGUUGAGUUGAUUAAGAAAGGCACUACAAUAGUGACUGUUGACUACGAAAAAGCAUUUAGUAAUAUGUUUGCAAAGGCAGAAGUUCCUAAGAAAAAAAUGGUUUAGCAAGAAUCAAAAGCUGAUAAGUAGCCGGUUUAGGAAAUGAAAGAACAAUUAACUAAUGAUAAUAAAUCUGAAGAAGUCAAAUAAGAAUAGAAAAUAGAGGGUACCCAGAAAAAAUAGAAUGGCAUAAAAUAAGAUGACCAAAAGGUAGUGAAUGGAGUAUCGAAUUCAAAUCCUAUUGCUAAGCCAGAUAAUCUUAUAGUAAGUGUUUAGGCUAUUAACUAGGAAAUUAUAAAGGCUGAUGAAAUCAAAGAGCAUGUAUAAUAACCCGAAUAAACUUAGAAAGAUGAUCAUCUAUUAGAUUUAAAGGAAAAAGAAGAGUAAUCAUAGGAUUAAUCUACUUGCAUUAAUAAUAAACUAAAUUCAGAAAUUCAAAAUACCGAUGGCUAAUAAACUGAAAAGCAAACUGAAGAUUAGAAGAGUAAAGAGGAAGCAAAACCAAAAGAAAAAGUAGAUUUUAUCCCUGAUCCUAAUUUCAGUUGGGACCUAGCUGAAAUGGUCAUGAAACCUGCUCCUAAAAAGAAGAAAAAGAAGGCUGCUACAUCUAAUGGAAAUUCUCACCAUGCUUAAGAAAUGGUCCCUAUUGUAAUAAAGUAGGAUCAAAGCAAAGCCAUCAUUAAGGAAAAUAUCAAGCUUAAACUUACAGAAAACUUAGAGUUCUCUACCUUAAAUAUUGACAAGCUUAAUAAGGGUUUAAAGAAUUCAACAAACUGUUGUUAUAUGAAUGUCGUAUUGCAAUCACUCUUGUCUAUACCAGCAUUUUUCAACAUGCUAAUAGCAAUAAGUGAUAAUCAAGAGGUCAUGAAGGAGCUCGGAUCUGAAUCACUACUUAGAAAAUUCGUCUAUCUCUCAUAAUACUUUAACCCCACUUGCUAAAUGGACAAAAAGAGUCCAUUUGCUGCACCUACUGUUGAUGCUGAGAGAAUUUUCAUAGAACUCAAUCAAAACUUCAAUCCAUAUCAAGAGCAUUAGGACUGUCAUGAAUUCCUUGCAAUUGUUCUUGAUUUUUUGCAUGAUGAGUUGAAGCUUAUAUAUGUUCCUAAUGAUGACACUGCUUCAAGUAAUUAAGUAGUCGAUGAAUGGUAGGAAGUAGGCAACAAGAACUCAAGAAUGCUUUUUAACAAUGACCUUUAAAAUAUUUAAAGAUCUCUAGUUAGAGAUAUUUUUGGAGGAGUUAUUAGGAGUGAAUUCUAGAUUUCUUAACAGAACAAAGUAUCAGUAACUUAUGAGCCAUUCUUUGUAUUAAAUUUAGAGAUUACAAGAUGUGAAGACUUAUAUUCCUGCCUACACUCGUUUUUCAAAACUUCUAACAUAAAUGACUAUAUGCAUGAAGGGAAACUUGUUUAUGCAACUCAUCACUAAUAAAUUGAAAAGUUGCCAAAGAUCCUAAUACUGCAGCUAAAGAGAUUUGUAUUUCACGACAAACCUAUUAAAAAGCAUGAGAUAAUUGAUUUUCCUUAAGUAUUAAAAGUUGAAGACUAUUGCUUGUCCACUCAUUUGAGACUUGGCAUCAAUUCUAAAAAAUCUGCUGAGGAGAGUGGUAGGCACUACCUAUUAUCUUCUGUAACAAUUCACAGAGGCACUGAUGUUUCAAAAGGCCACUACACGUGCUUUGUGCUCGAUGCCUCUAAUAAUUGGGUUCACUAUGAUGAUGCUAAAGUCAAAAAGGUAUCUGAAGAUUACGUAUAUGAAAGUCAAGCAUAUUUAUUGUUCUAUGAGCUUAUUCAAUGA
Stylonychia lemnae is the source of this 2190-nucleotide messenger RNA. The record is from the annotation of a GenBank genome assembly. NCBI's taxonomy places the organism in Eukaryota, Ciliophora, Spirotrichea, Sporadotrichida, Oxytrichidae.